AUGGCGGCCGACGAGAACAUCCAGGAUCUUCUUGAAGAAGUUCAUGCCAUCUCCGAGCAGGGCGAAUUCCGCCUCCACAUCAACCAAGUGCCGCUCGACAUGGACGACUACGCGCGCGUCCGCUGGAUCCUGCUAGCCUGGCAGCGUGAAACGGUGGAAGACGCACUCGCCCAGUCGAUGGACGACGACUCCGGCGUGGAAGAGGGCGAUUCCGAUGUAUCGUACUACGACAACGACGAAUAUUACGAUGACGGCCUCUACGAAGAUUUCGAUUGGUACGACGCGUAUGUCCGGGAUUACGACGUUCGC
Molecule: messenger RNA, 309 nt
Organism: Mesorhabditis spiculigera
Lineage: Eukaryota; Metazoa; Nematoda; Chromadorea; Rhabditida; Rhabditidae
Source: the annotation of a GenBank genome assembly